Messenger RNA from Siniperca chuatsi (mandarin fish), 676 nucleotides. Its product is annotated as lactose-binding lectin l-2-like. NCBI's taxonomy places the organism in Eukaryota, Metazoa, Chordata, Actinopteri, Centrarchiformes, Sinipercidae. Gene Ontology annotation, molecular function: signaling receptor activity. The transcript has a single exon. Bases 91 to 579 code for a protein of 162 amino acids. The record is from RefSeq and is a predicted model, not a curated record.
GCCUUUCAACGGUCUCUGUAGGAUUCUCGAUAACAUCCAACAGUGCAGAUCACGUACUUCAAAGACUUAGACAGAGACUCUGACACCAACAUGCUCUUGUUCCUCUUCUUGUUCGGUCUGGCUCUGGGUGCAGAGUCUCCUUCAGGUGACCAUCAAGUGCGGCUACAGCGUGGCAACUGUCCCAUGUUCUGGUACAGCUUCAACGGCCGCUGCUACAAGUACGUCGCCACACAUAUGACCUGGGCUGAUGCAGAGCUCAACUGUGUGUCAGAGAGAGCCAACCUGGUGUCUAUCCACAGUCUGAAGGAAGAGAAUUUCGUCAAAUCCCUGAUCAAGAACUUUGACCAUGCUGAGGGAGGCACCUGGAUCGGACUUAGUGAUAUCCAAAAGGAAGGAGGAUGGAUGUGGUCUGAUGGGUCUGCAGUCAAUUUUGUGUUUUGGAGUGCAGGACAGCCAGACAACACUCAAAGAAAUGAACACUGUGGUCAAAACAACAAUGAUAAAGAUAAGAAAUGGAAUGAUGGUCCAUGUUCUUCAACUCUUCCCUCUGUUUGUGUCUCUCGCAUAACCUGUCCUUAGCAACUGGGAUACUAACAUAUGUCUAAUUCAACUUGGUCACUGUCACCUGUUGACAUCCAUUAGGCCUCCACAAUAAAGAUACAAAUGUAUACUUUUA